This is a messenger RNA of Candidozyma auris, 1071 nucleotides long. It is a transcript of the gene SUR2, whose product is annotated as sphingosine hydroxylase. The record is from RefSeq and is a predicted model, not a curated record. Gene Ontology annotation, biological process: lipid biosynthetic process. NCBI's taxonomy places the organism in Eukaryota, Fungi, Ascomycota, Pichiomycetes, Serinales, Metschnikowiaceae. Bases 1 to 1071 code for a protein of 356 amino acids. Gene Ontology annotation, molecular function: oxidoreductase activity; iron ion binding. The transcript has a single exon.
AUGGACGUGCUAUCGCCUCCUGCUAACUUUCUGGCCGUGGUGGCUGACAAGCUUUUGCCUCCGCCCGUGUCGAUCAGGCCAAAACCCAGUCUUAUUCCUGGAAUCCCUGAUGGCAUCUUGGCCAUCUUCGCUCCCGUGAUCGCAUACUGGACCUACUCAACCUUUUUCCACAUCAUCGACGUGUACGAGCUCGCAGAAAAGUACAGAAUCCACCCAUCUGAAGAGGAGGAGCUGAGGAAUAAAGCUUCUCUCAGGGACGUCCUCUGGGACGUAGUGGUGCAACACGUGAUCCAGCUGGUGGCUGCCUACGCUGUCUACAGAAUUGACCCUCCUCCCACAACGGGCCACGAGCUUUAUACGGUCUGGUACUUGAAGCAUCACUGGGCUCCCUCGUGGGUGCCCGACAGCGCCCUCUGGUUUGCCUACAUGUACGGCUGGUCGAUUCUCAGAAUGGGCUUCGCCUUCUGCAUCAUCGACACUUGGCAGUACUGGCUUCAUAGAACCAUGCACUUGAACAAAACCUUGUACAGAAGAUUCCACUCGAGGCACCACAGACUUUAUGUGCCAUACGCGUACGGCGCCUUGUACAACGACCCCGUGGAAGGGUUCUUGCUCGACACGUUGGGAACGGGCAUUGCUGGGCUUAUAACGCAGCUCUCGCCUCGUGAGUCGCUCUUUGUCUACGUCUUCGCUACCAUGAAGACUGUGGAUGACCACUGCGGCUACCGUCUCCCUUGGGACCCAUUCCAAUUCAUCUUCCCCAACAACGCCAUUUACCACGACAUCCACCACCAAAACUGGGGGUUCCGCAACAACUUCUCCCAGCCUUUCUUCACCAUCUGGGACAAGAUGUUCAACACUCAGUACCAGUUUGUCCAGGAGUACAGGGACAAGCAGAACAAAAUCACCUUGGAGAAGUACAAGCUUUUCUUGGCCCGCAGAGAAGAGAAGAAACAAGCAAAGAUGAAUAAGUCUUCAUCAAUGGCCUACACGGACAGUACUGCCUCCACCGUGUCGGGAGAGUCAACUGCGGUGGGCACUCCAGAGAAAGAGACUAAAAAGGACAUUUAA